AUGUACUUCUUAAGAGGAAGUCUCCCAUGGCAGGGGCUGAGAGCUGGAAACAAGAAACAGAAGUAUGAAAAAAUUAGCGAAAAGAAAGUUUCAACGUCUAUACUAGUGGUUCACCCUCCUGCUUUGGCAUUGUUUGCUUUGUACUUCCAUUACUGUCGUUCGCCUAGGUUUGACGGUUUUCAAUUUGAUCAUGUAUUUGACUGGACCGUUUUGAAAUAUCAGCAGUCACAACUUGCCAAUCCACCUUCUUGUGCCCUUGGGGCUGCUGGAUCAAGUUCAGAGAUGCCUUGUCCUAAUAUUGACAGGCAAUCAGGAAGAUUUUAUUAUGCAACUGUAGUUUCCCUUCAUAAAUGCUCAUUCAAACAUGCACACAGUCAAGAGAGUCACGACCGAUGA
Messenger RNA from Fraxinus pennsylvanica, 396 nucleotides. The record is from the annotation of a GenBank genome assembly. Lineage: Eukaryota; Viridiplantae; Streptophyta; Magnoliopsida; Lamiales; Oleaceae.